This is a messenger RNA of Sordaria macrospora k-hell, 1314 nucleotides long. RefSeq lists its product as uncharacterized. Gene Ontology annotation, molecular function: FMN binding; oxidoreductase activity. Lineage: Eukaryota; Fungi; Ascomycota; Sordariomycetes; Sordariales; Sordariaceae. The record is from RefSeq and is a predicted model, not a curated record.
AUGACGAUUCCUCCUACAGAAACAACCACCACGGGGACAACCCCUCACCACCUCCCCUCCCAAAUCCAAAAACCCCCCCUCCACACCCUCCUCUCAACCCACGACUUCGCCCACGCCGCGUCCCUCACCUUCCCUCCCAAAACCCACGCCUUCGUCACCUCCGCCGCCACCGGCCUCGUCACGCACCGCUCCAACUCCGCCACCUACAGCCUCAUAACCCUCCGCCCUCGUAUCCUGCGCGACGUCUCCCGCGUCUCCAUCCGCACUUCGAUCCUCGGGUCACCCGUCUCCUCGCCCAUUUUCGCCGCCGCUACUUCUCUCGGAAUAACGGUUCAUCCCGAGGGAGAAAAGGAGAUUGGGAGGGCGUGCAAAAGGUUGGGCGUGGGCAUGACGGUUAGUACUAGUGCUAGUUUUAGUGUUGCAGAAAUAGCAGCUGCGGUGCGAGAGGCUGGGGUUGAGGGGAACGAUGAGGAGGGUGGAGGAGAGAUUCCAUUGUGGUUCCAGCUCUACGUCGACAAAGACCGGACCAAAUCCGAGCAGCUCCUAACACAAGCUUGCGAAGCUGGCGGUGUCAAAGCCGUUUUCUUGACUGUCGACGCGCCUGUGCCCGGGAAACGGGAGGCGGACGAGAGGAUCUCUGCCAGCGAAGCGGUCGGUCUUUUAUCAGGGACAGGAGGAGUGGUGGUGCCGAUGACGGGGGAAAAGGCGGAGAACGACAAGUUUGGCGGCGGGUUGGGGAGGAUCACGGGCAAGUUUCUGGAUGCGAGCGUAAACUGGGAAGAUAUUGCCUGGUUGAGAAGGUGUUUGCCGAGGGAGAGUGGGGUGAAGAUUGUGUUAAAGGGGGUGCAGACGGCGGCGGACGCGGUGAGGGCCAUGGAGGCGGGCGUGGAGGGGAUCGUGGUUUCGAAUCAUGGGGGCAGGAGUCUGGAUACGGCGACGCCGACGAUUUUGGUGCUGUUGGAGCUGCAGAGGUGUUGUCCGCAGGUGUUUGAGAGGAUGGAGGUGUUGAUUGAUGGAGGGGUGAUGCGCGGGACGGAUGUGUUCAAGGCCUUGUGUUUGGGGGCUAGUGGCGUGGGGAUUGGGAGGGGGAUCUUGUAUGGGCUUGGAUAUGGCGAGGAAGGGGUGAGGAGGUAUGUGGAGAUCUUGAAUGAUGAGUUGGAGACGACGAUGAAGAUGUGUGGGAUUACGAGUCUGGAUCAGGUGCAUCCGGGACUGCUUAAUACUAGGGCGGUUGAUCACCUGGUGCCGGAGACGGUUGAGGAGGAACAUCCGUAUGCAAAGUGGAGGCCUUCGAUGAGGAAGAAGGUAACGUAA